AACUCCGUCUGGCCAGGAGAGGGUGCACGAUCCUGCAUAUCUGUGGCUUCCACUGUGCCUCGGGACCGUCCCCGAGUACUUUUUGCGAAACGAGCAUCGGAACAGCCCUAGCAACCCAGCUCUCCGCGUGGUCGUGGGUCACAGCCGUCAACUCCCAGCGGUAGAACCUUGGACACAAGCUCCAUGGCCCCCGCGGGGGACGCAGGAAGACCAGGGCGUUUCUUCGGCGUCUACGUGCUUUACUGCCUGAACCCUCAGCACCUGGGCCGCAUCUACGUGGGGUUUACUGUCAACCCAGUUCGACGGGUCCAGCAGCACAAUGGGGGCCGCAAGAAAGGCGGGGCCUGGCGGACCAGCGGGCUAGGGCCCUGGGAGAUGGUGCUCGUCGUGCACGGCUUCCCGUCUGCCGUGGCUGCCCUUCGGUUCGAAUGGGCCUGGCAGCACCCUCACGCCUCACGCCGCCUGGCGCACGUGAGUCGGCGCCUGCGCAGGGAGUCGUCCUUCGUCUUCCACCUGCGCGUGCUAGCGCACAUGCUGCGCGCGCCGCCCUGGGCGCGCCUCCCGCUAACAGUGCGCUGGUUGCGUCCGGACUUCCGCCGGGAUUUCUGCCUGCCGCCACCGCCUCACGUGCCGCUGGCCUUCGGGCCUCUGCCGCCUCGGGGCUUUGUCUCAAGACCCCGCGCCAGUCCCUGUGCUGACACCGCGCCUGAACUGGAAGCCGUCUGCACAUUAUGUGCGGGCGCCUUCCAGGAUGAAGAGGGUCCCUUGUGUUGCCCCCACCCUGGCUGCCGCUUGAGGGCCCAUGUAAUCUGCCUGGCAGAGGAGUUCCUUCAGAAAGAACCAGGGCAGCUUUUGCCUCUAGAGGGCCAAUGCCCUAGCUGUAAGAAUUCAGUUCUUUGGGGCGACCUGAUCCGGCUGUGCUGGAUGGAGACUGAGGAGGAAGAGGAGUCAGAAUUGGAAGAGGAACAUUGGACAGACAUGCUGGAGACUGAUCCUCAGUGUCCCUAACCCUCCUCUCACUCCUUUUCUGUGCAACCCCCCACCCCUAUGGGUCUGGCCAGGUUUUACUUAGUUCAAUAAAAAGUCUAAGUUAAAGGUA
Molecule: messenger RNA, 1099 nt
Organism: Otolemur garnettii (small-eared galago)
Lineage: Eukaryota; Metazoa; Chordata; Mammalia; Primates; Galagidae
Gene: SLX1A
Product: SLX1 homolog A, structure-specific endonuclease subunit
Exons: 6
Coding region: 184-1008 (274 amino acids)
Biological process (GO): double-strand break repair via homologous recombination
Cellular component (GO): Slx1-Slx4 complex
Molecular function (GO): 5'-flap endonuclease activity; crossover junction DNA endonuclease activity
Source: RefSeq, a predicted model, not a curated record